AUGCACAACGGCCGCAAGAAAGAUAGUUGUGACAGAUCCGUCACCAACAAUCCGGCAUUCGAAAAUGAGCGAAUGUUUGUGUUGCCCCAGGGCAGUCAUCUUUUGAGUCUGAUGACGAUACUCCGGGACGCGAACACCAACAGCACAUUAUUUGCGGAAACAACCGAAAGGGUGGGCGAUCAGCUUAUUGCCGCGGCUGAGAGCACAAAUGUUGUCAGUCCCACAGGCACUACAUAUGAGGGAAUACGGCACAUGACUCCUGUAUGUGGCGUGAGCAUACUCCGAGCAGGAGCGAGCCUGGAAAAUGCCAUGCGCCGCGGAUAUACUGGCCCUCUCAGCUUUGGCAAGAUUUUGAUUCAACGUGACGAAGAGACAUGUCUCCCGACUCUUUUUUACUCCAAGUUUCCACCGAACAUUGCAUCUCAGAAAGUCAUAAUACUUGAGCCUAUGGUGGCAACAGGAGGCUCUGCAUGCGCCGCAAUCGAUGUGAUAACCGAAAAGGGCGUUCCAGAAGAAAACAUUAUGUUCGUCAAUAUUUUAGCAUCCCGUCGCGGAGUCAAGAGUCUUUUCAAUCGGUUUCCUGGAAUACGCCUUGUUACUGCUGCUGUCGAUGAGGACCUGACCUCGAAUAAUCAUAUUAAUCCUGGACUGGGGGAUUUUGGAGAUCGGUUUUAUGGCACGAAUGAUCCAUAG
Molecule: messenger RNA, 693 nt
Organism: Penicillium cinerascens
Lineage: Eukaryota; Fungi; Ascomycota; Eurotiomycetes; Eurotiales; Aspergillaceae
Product: uracil phosphoribosyltransferase
Exons: 5
Coding region: 1-693 (230 amino acids)
Source: RefSeq, a predicted model, not a curated record